GUACCGCCUGUUGCUUUUACCUUUUCUUGCACCACAGACAGUACCACACCAGCCAGCAGGCGCUGCCGUGUAGGAUAAGCUAAGGGGCACUUUAGUAAUUGUAUAAUCGAUUCCCACCCAACACGGUUCACGCGGGUAUCAUUCUCUGUCUGCUAUCCCUCCUCCGUCACCAUUCUGCAGAGUCAACCAACCAAUCACAACACGACGCGGUGGCCACGGUCAACUGAAAUUCGUAUUAUAAUGAAAACCAAGGACACCGGAAAGCGACUGCCACUGGCCGACAGCAGAAAAUUGAAGUCCGCUUCGCUGCCUACGAAACGAUCGCCUUUUUUGAGUUAAAAGCUUUAAUCACUUAUUCUUUCUGUACGAUUGAGAUUAGGGUUUCACGGUUCGGCUGAGCUAGGAUGGUGGCCUUGUCUAUGGAAUCGCUGCCGUUGGGUUUCAGAUUCAGGCCGACGGACGAGGAGCUGAUAAACCAUUACCUCAGGUUGAAGAUCAACGGCCGUCAUUCUGAGGUUGAGGUCAUCCCCGAAAUUGAUGUUUGCAAAUGGGAGCCUUGGGAUUUGCCUGGUCUGUCUGUGAUAAAAACGGGUGAUCCGGAGUGGUUUUUCUUCUGUCCGCGUGACCGGAAGUACCCUAAUGGCCAUCGGUCCAAUAGGGCGACUGAUGCCGGCUACUGGAAAGCCACCGGUAAGGAUCGAACCAUUAAGUCUAAGAAGUCUCCCGUCGGAAUGAAGAAGACCUUGGUGUUCUACCAGGGUCGUGCUCCUAAGGGCCUGCGCACUAACUGGAUCAUGCAUGAGUAUCGUGCCACUUCCAAGGAUCUUGAUGGUACUGCACCCGGCCAGGGUGCAUUUGUUCUAUUUCGAUUGUUCCACAAAGUGGAUGAGAGGAUUGAUGCUGUAAAGUAUGAUGAAGUGGACCAGAUUGGAGAUUCUCCUCCCACAAACAAGUUGUCUCCUGAUGACACAUCAUCAGAUCUGGUCCAAGGGACAGCAACACCUGAGAUGGAAGUUCAAAAGCAGUCAUAUGAUGAUGUAUCUCAAAAUGGUCAGGUUAUUGGUAACAGCUGCUGCAAUAGUCAUAUGACUUCUGAUCUAGAAGAUCAUGCAGUGGAAGACAAUGCAAUUGAGGGUUUUCCACGCUUGGAAGAAAAUUCCAACUUUUAUGACCCAACUUAUGAUCAGAUUGAUUACGAUGAACUCUCGCCAGUGCAACCUCAUAUUCUUGAAGAUCUACCACUUUACACGGAUUCCUACAUGGAUUCUCUUUAUGGUAGUGAUUUUGGCAAUGAUCACAGUGGAAUACGUUUUCAAGAUGGAACUGGUGAAGAGGAUGUGUCUCUCUCUGACUUGUUGAAUGAGGUUUUCAACAACCAUGAGGAAUCCUGUGAAGAGUCUACUGGUCAGAAUAACUUAGUUGCUGGAAGUGAAGUAUACAUGGCUGGUAAUGCAUUCGUGCCACUGACCAUAGCAGAAAGCUCCCAAGGACAGUAUGAUGCCGAAGUUGAAGCUUCAGGGUGUUUUAAUGGGCAAGUGGCUAGGAGGGAAUCUUUACAGACGCCAGCUUCAUUUGGAUCUCACCAUGCUCAAGCAGCAGUUUCUGGCCAAGAAGUUAAAAAUGGAUAUGUUGGUGAUCUUGGGAACCAUCCUAUAGGGCAAGAGACCUUAUCUACUGAUUCUGCAGUUGCUUCAUUUUAUAGUGGUGUCCAUAAUUUGGAAGAGCCAACCAAUCUGAAUAAUCCUGUGAACAGUAGCAGUGAUCUUGUUGGUGGAACUGGAAUCAGGAUUAGAACCCGGCAGCCUCAACGCCAACCAAAUUCAGUCAACUUUGUAACUCAGGGAAUUGCUCCAAGGAGAAUCCGAUUGCAAAUGAAACUCUCACCAGGGUCCUUUGACAUUGAGAAAGAGACAAAUGCUGGCGUUGAUGAAGAAGAAGUACAGUCAGCUCCAACUAAGGCUACAGAAGAAGUAGAAGAUACACUAAAGCCACAGAAAGAAAACCAGCUGUUCAAGUUUGGUGAAAGCGAGGGAACAGGUGAAGAAUCCUCUAUAAAACUGAGGCGAAGGGUGAAAAGUGAUACUGAACCAAACAGCACUGAGGUGCGCCAAGCAGCAGUGCAUUCAGAAGCAGCAGCUCUCCAUCGUGGCUCAAGUUUAUCAUUCUCUGUUAUGCUCAGUAUUAUAAUUAUUGUGGUCUUGCUUGUUUUCUUGUUGGGAACAUGGAGAUGCCUAAGUACUUGACAUUGGUUGAAUCAAGUUCUAGGCUCCCUGUGGUUCCAAUGUAUAUUGACUUUGUAGGAAAUACUUUUGGAUUAUGUAAGUUGAUGCGCCUAGCAUCUGUAUAGAUUCUGUAGAGUAGGGAAGUAGGGGAUGAUUGCUCUGCAGAAUUGUAUGACAACCUUGUUUUUUCAGGUGUUGUUCAAUAUUCUAAUAUGGAAGAGAUUCUUAUUAAACAUCUUAUCAAAUU
Rubroshorea leprosula is the source of this 2469-nucleotide messenger RNA. The record is from the annotation of a GenBank genome assembly. NCBI's taxonomy places the organism in Eukaryota, Viridiplantae, Streptophyta, Magnoliopsida, Malvales, Dipterocarpaceae.